AUGAGUGAGACAACAAAGAUCAAGAAGGGCAAAGCGUCAGCCAAACGCAACAGCGAAGCACGCCGUGAACAAAAUCGUCUCGCCAGCCGGAACUACCGAGAGAAGCGGAAACAGAAACUAGCGCUGUUGAAUGAGCUUCUCGAGCCAAGUAGCAUAGCUAGUGAUGUUAUCGAUAAUGCUCAAAUCAAUCCCUCUCAGGGACUGAACGGUCCCAGUGACCUGCCUGAUACCCAGCUGCAAGACCAAGCAUUGCCAAAGCUACUUCAACCUGAAUCGGCAUCUAUCAACCAAAGCAUGGGAAGUUUUGACGAUACUAUACCAUAUAAUGUACCACUGUGCUACCGACUCUCUCACCAAGGUAACCCUAACAUCCUACCAUUGACCAACUUGGAUGGUAUUUUCAGCCACGCAAACCAAGACCCCUGGAGCCAUCAUAUGUUGGGUUUACCAUUCCAAUUCCAAGAUGUAUCGAAAACGACUCAUGUAGAUCCAAGGUUGGUAGAAGAGGUCUUUGAGGGAAGUCCAGAAUCAGAGCUCAGCUCCUCCCAAGCAUCGUCCAGCAACGACAGCAAUGACCAGGCCCUCAACAAUGUCCUAAGUGGUGUAGAAAAUCUCACAAUAGAACAAAAGCGCACCCUCCUUCGACGUCUACAGAAGGAUACCCAGAGCCCAGCCACAGAAACUCAUAUCCCUUGGCAUCAAACAAAACCUCCAACUCCAGGUCAGCUGCGAGCCGUUCAAUUCGCGAAAGCGCUAUACAAAACGGCACAUGCUAGACCAGAGCUUCUUCCAACGCAAUAUAACAUGGAGACAGGUAUAUUUGGGGCAAUGUUCGCAAAUUGCUAUGCUCUUGGCAUGGCAGGUGUGGAUGACAUACUCUGUGAAGAGGGAUGCAGUGUGUUUUCUGUUACGCAGGAUGAAGGGCACCAUAUGUCACAAUUGCAUAUCGUGAAGUCCAAAUUUCGAGCUCUUUCUCCUGAUCUCAGACCGAUUGAUAAACAACUGAUCGUCGGGCACCAUCCUUAUGUUGAUGUCAUUCCAUUCAAGACUUUCCGGGAGAAUCUCAUUAGAGCUCUGGAAAACGACCCUCCUAUCAUCGACGAGGGUGUCCUAUGUCAUGAUAUACUUAGUGGCGGCUUCACAUGCUGGGGCGCUGGGCGAAAUCCGCAUGGCAUGGGCGCAGGUGUACCAUGGGACUCCCGGAGUUGGGAACCCAGCGUAUGGUUCUUGAUGAAAUAUCGACAGCUAGCUGGAGACUGGGAUGGAGAGCUGUGGAAAAGUGCUAGAUGGUGGCAUAGUGCCCGAGGAGAGAGAAUGCAAACGGCACAGGUUGUGAACAAUGUAAAUGCAUCUGAAAGGACAGCGAGACGGUAG
Fusarium venenatum is the source of this 1374-nucleotide messenger RNA. NCBI's taxonomy places the organism in Eukaryota, Fungi, Ascomycota, Sordariomycetes, Hypocreales, Nectriaceae. The record is from RefSeq and is a predicted model, not a curated record.